ACCAAAUGAUAAAGACUGCCUUACAGACGACAAUACACCAGCGACCUCCAAAACUAGUUUAAGCAAGAUGUCUUUUUAUAAUUUAUAUCUUCAUGACACUGACAACACAAAUCAUUCCAGGACAGCCUAAGACUAAGAGCCUACUUCAUAAUCACAUAGGGACUUGUGUUAAAGUGCUGUUCACACUUUCCAGCAACAUUGAGAGUGUCAGUGACUCAUACAAGACUGGUAACUAGGAUAUCUUAUUUAACUACUACAUGCAGCAAAGAGCAUGUUUCUAUGAGAUCAAAUACUAUUAAGAUAAGAAACUGUAAACAAUUCACAACUGAUCAGAAUUUAAGCAUGGAUUCUAAAGAAAGAAGCAACCAAUUAAGGGAAAUAUCGCAUCUUCAUAGGAUUCAUAUAAAGGACAUUUUUGAAAGUUCCCUGGAUGCAGUCAUGCCGAGGAAAAUGGUGAAGAGAGUUUUAAACCUAUCCAGGGAUAAUGAGACACUAACUGUGGAUGGCAGGGAGUACGCCUUGCAUAAAAAUUUGAAUGUAGUUGGGUUUGGGAAGGCAGUGAUGGGUAUGGCCAGGUGUGUUGAUGACCUGCUACGUCCGCAUAUCGUCGAUGGGGUCAUCAGUGUACCACAUGGAUGUCACGAACUCCUCGGCAGUGCCGGUAAGAGUGAGCAGUUGCUGGAACCGGGAAGUAAGAUAACUGUGUACGAGGGAGCCAAGAACAACCUACCCGAUAAGGACGCCCACCAAGCUGCCAAGGCUAUUUGGGACCUGGUGAAGGAUUCCACAAAAAGUGAUCUACUCCUGGUUCUUGUAUCAGGAGGAGGGUCAGCGCUCCUGCCUCUGCCUAGACUCCCUAUCACUUUGGAAGAGAGUGCAGAGCUAACCAAAGUUUUGUCAAUCCAUGGGGCAAACAUCAAUGAUCUUAAUGUUGUUCGUAAACAAACAGAGGUGCUCAAAGGUGGAGGACUUGCAAGAGAUGCAAAGCCCUGCAAGGUUAUCUGUCUGAUUCUAUCAGAUGUUAUUGGAGAUAAGAUAGAUAUCAUCAGCAGUGGACCAACUGUGCACGAUCCCAGCUCUCCUCACAUCUGUCUUGAAAUAUUUAGGCGUCUUGAUGUGAGUCAACUUAUUCCGAAAUCAGUGACUCAAAUGCUGAAGCAAAAAAUUAGCGAAGAAAGACACACAAAAAAUCCCAGUGACGUUGCUGCUCCAACAUUGGAGAAAAGGCUACAGGAGUAUGCUCAUGUGCAGAACAUUAUAGUGGGAAGUAAUGCCAUUGCAACCGAGGCUGCUCAAAGAACUGCCACCAGUCAGGGCUAUGUGUCUGUCAUUCUCAGUACUGAACUGGAUGGGGAGGCUAGAUCUGUUGGUGCAAUGUUUGCAAAGUUGGCAAAAUAUCUGAUUUUGUGCUUUGGUUAUCUACCUGCUGAUGUUGGCUCACAAGAACUGGUGAAAGCAGAAUUAGAACUUUGUAAGUAUUUGCCCAAAAAGCUUCUAAAACGGAUGGCUGCCACAAGUGAUGAAGCACACCAUGUGGGGAAGGGGGUGUGCAUAGUAGCUGGAGGGGAGACGGUGGUAACUGUGGUAGGAAAUGGCCGAGGGGGCCGCAAUCAGGAGCUUGCAAUAGCCUGUGCAGUGGAACUUAAUAACAUCAUACCUGCAAAAUUGGCCAAUGCCUACCAGGUGACUUUCCUAAGCUGUGGUACAGAUGGUCAGGACGGUCCUACACCGGCAGCGGGAGCCAUCGUUGACCUUCAGUUUGUCAAACAGUGUGAGGAAUCUGGAUACAAUGUAAAGAAGUAUCUUGAUGAUAACGAUACUUUCAGUCUUUUGGAGACAGUGAACGGUGGUAACAAUCAAGUGACCACUGGUAUAACAGGCACCAAUGUCAUGGACAUACAGUUACUGCUCAUUAACCCUCUAUAAUGGACAUACAGUUACUGCUCAUUAACCCUCUAUAACGUACAUACAGUUACUGCUCAUUAACCCUCUAUAACGGACAUACAGUUAGUGCUCAUUAACCCUCUAUAAUGGACAUCAUGACUGACUUUACACUGAGGUAACUUCUGAAUACAGCAGCAUAACCAAUUAGAGAGGAGACAUAAGAGCAUCUGUGAGUAGUUUGAAAUGUCAGAAAUAGCCAGCGUUGUUGUUAUGGCUUGGUCAGUUUAAUUUUGUUUAACGUCCUGUUAUCA
Messenger RNA from Mizuhopecten yessoensis (Yesso scallop), 2195 nucleotides. Its product is annotated as glycerate kinase-like. Bases 280 to 1926 code for a protein of 548 amino acids. Gene Ontology annotation, cellular component: cytoplasm. Gene Ontology annotation, molecular function: glycerate kinase activity. Gene Ontology annotation, biological process: protein phosphorylation. The transcript has 5 exons. NCBI's taxonomy places the organism in Eukaryota, Metazoa, Mollusca, Bivalvia, Pectinida, Pectinidae. The record is from RefSeq and is a predicted model, not a curated record.